AUGUUGUAUGAGCUGAUUGCCAUUGUCCGCCCGGGCAGCCUCACUGAGGUGCGAGAAAUCGCCCGUAAUGCCGGAACCCAAGUCAUCCGCUCCGGCGGCGUCGUCCGCGGCUACACCAACUGGGGCGCCUUCCGUCUGCCUAAGGUCACCACAAAACAUCAAGCCCGAUACACCGACGGCCACCACUUCAUCAUGCGUUUCGACGCCUCUGGCUCCGUCCAGUCGUCUAUCCGCCGUACUCUCGGUCUUGAUCCCCGUAUGAUCAACUUCUCCGUCGUCAAGCUCGGUGACAAACUCGAAGAGAUUAAGGAUGUCCCGGGCAAGGUUGAGUGGAACAACGUCUCCACUAUCACCGAUCAGAUCUCAUCUGCUGAAAAGACGGUUUAA
Molecule: messenger RNA, 387 nt
Organism: Penicillium soppii
Lineage: Eukaryota; Fungi; Ascomycota; Eurotiomycetes; Eurotiales; Aspergillaceae
Product: mitochondrial 37S ribosomal protein bS6m
Exons: 3
Coding region: 1-387 (128 amino acids)
Biological process (GO): translation
Cellular component (GO): ribosome; mitochondrial small ribosomal subunit
Molecular function (GO): small ribosomal subunit rRNA binding; structural constituent of ribosome
Source: RefSeq, a predicted model, not a curated record